Dacryopinax primogenitus is the source of this 528-nucleotide messenger RNA. RefSeq lists its product as uncharacterized. The coding region runs from base 1 to 528 and encodes 175 amino acids. The transcript has a single exon. The record is from RefSeq and is a predicted model, not a curated record. NCBI's taxonomy places the organism in Eukaryota, Fungi, Basidiomycota, Dacrymycetes, Dacrymycetales, Dacrymycetaceae.
AUGAGCCUCUCCUGGGCGGACCAAGGCACAUGCUGCCGUCGUGCAGGGCGAGAUGUGCCUCAGAAGGGUAAGGAACGGGGCGAGCGUGACCUGGCUUGUCCUGGCAUUGCGUGGAGGAGUAAUAGCGGGGAGGGCGUGCCAGAACGCGGGGUGAUGUUAUCCCGCUCAAGUACGAGAUGGCUUAUCCAGGAAGGGAGCUGGAAAGCAGCAUGUCCCGCAAAACUUGAUCGGGUGGUGCCUCACAUGUGUUGGAAUAGGCGUGCUCAGUCUUCUCCGCCCAGUCAUGCCCAAUACGAGAUGCGCUGGGUUCGAAAUUCUUACAGGCUGUGGGCUCGGUAUCAUCUGGACGAGUGUCAAAUUUCCCGUCGUCGCUCCGUUGCCUAUGUCACGCAACGUCAGCGUGAUGGCAUUGUUCAUCUUCUUGCGUACCGUUACCCAGACAUUCGGCACCACGACUGGCUCAGCGGUGCCGCAGAACGAACUGGCUACACACCUUCCCAGGAUUUCUGGCGUGGCUCCCAGGCGUAG